AUAUACUUGCUAAAGUCCUUUCCUCUUCUGAUUCAAGUUUAUCAGAACAUGGGUCAGCAUGGUGUUCCUUUGUUAAUGCCUUUCUACUUCAAUUCAAAAUAUCAGUAUUAAGUAUGCUCAAUCCUGAUUGGUCAACUUAA
Molecule: messenger RNA, 140 nt
Organism: Dentiscutata heterogama
Lineage: Eukaryota; Fungi; Glomeromycota; Glomeromycetes; Diversisporales; Gigasporaceae
Source: the annotation of a GenBank genome assembly